Molecule: messenger RNA, 3256 nt
Organism: Oncorhynchus kisutch (coho salmon)
Lineage: Eukaryota; Metazoa; Chordata; Actinopteri; Salmoniformes; Salmonidae
Product: forkhead box protein A2-like
Exons: 2
Coding region: 412-1743 (443 amino acids)
Biological process (GO): anatomical structure morphogenesis; cell differentiation; regulation of transcription by RNA polymerase II
Molecular function (GO): protein domain specific binding; RNA polymerase II cis-regulatory region sequence-specific DNA binding; transcription factor binding
Source: RefSeq, a predicted model, not a curated record
ACUUUUACUGUACUUGCCCAUAGCACAUUGACUCACACGGAUCGGGGGUUGCACCGGAGCAUUCUGCGGACUUCAUACGGAUCUAGCGUUCCCCAAAAAGAACGUCAGCUUAAUAUAAAUAACCUGUUACUCUUGAUUAUGAAACGAUGGAUGAUUGAUAAAUCAACGAAUAAAUAUUGACAUUUAACUGAAGACCUACUCAUAGACCGAAGAAGCAUUGUUUUUUUUGUUUUUUUAUUCUAGCCUUCUAUCUAGUCAGUGGAACUCUUUCGUUAUCUUGGAUUUAAAUUGUACUAUUUUUGCCGGUGUCUUGAAUUUUUCGCUUGACUCAAAGCGAUUAUAAAGUCAAACAAGGUUUUUCAGUCUCAUUCGCUCAAAUAUAGUUUCUUACUAUAAAAAGUUGUAUUUGGGAUGUUGAGCUCGGUGAAGAUGGAGUCUCAUGAACUGCCAGAGUGGAAUGCCUUCUACAGCGAAGCCAGUGAGAUGUAUUCCUCUCCCAGUGUCAUGAAUUCAAUGAGCUCAAUGAGCACCAUCAACAGCUACAUCAACCUGAACCCAGCUUGUUCUCCAGCCACCAUGAACAUGGGCUAUGGCAGCUCUGGGCUCAACAGUCAACUGGCCUCCAUGGGCGGAGGGGCCAACCAUAUGAACAUGUCCCCGGUGACUUCAUCCCUCAACCCCAACUCUCUCUCCCAGCUGGGCUCCCCAGCCCCUUCCCUGGGCUCCCUCUCCCACUAUCAGAACAUGGGCCAGCCCAUGAGCCAGUUGAGCUACCCCUCUCCCACCUCCCUCAACCGGGCCAAGGAGGUGCCCAAGCCAUACCGCCGCUCACUGACCCACGCCAAGCCACCAUACUCCUAUAUCUCCCUCAUCACCAUGGCCAUCCAGCAAUCCGGCAGCAAGAUGCUCACCCUCAACGAGAUCUACCAGUGGAUCAUGGACCUGUUCCCCUACUACCGCGAGAACCAACAGCGCUGGCAGAACUCCAUCCGCCACUCGCUGUCCUUCAACGACUGCUUCGUCAAGGUGGCCCGCUCGCCCGACAAGCCCGGCAAGGGCUCCUACUGGGCCCUGCACCCCAACUCAGGCAACAUGUUUGAGAACGGCUGCUACCUGCGCCGCCAGAAGCGCUUCAAGAUCGAUCAAGAGAAGGCUGCGAAGAAGUCUGGCAAGGCCCAGGAGGGAGGCUCGGGGAAGGGGAGCCAUGGAGACAGCCUGAUGGAGGAGCACAGCCCAGCGGGGGGCUCGGAGGGGGCUGACUCGGCCCACUCUGACAACUCCCACCCUGGUUCCUCCUCAGAGGAGCAGCAGCAGAGGAGCAUGGUCCAGCUGGACUGCGCCCCACAGCCCCAGUCCCACGUCCAGAGCACCCCGGUGGAAAUCCCCUCCUCCGUGCCCUCCUCCAUCUCCCCCUCCGUCCCUCUCCUCCACUCCCAGAUCAUGGGAGGCAGCCCCCACCUCCUUCCCAGCACCAUGCAUAAUCUGGACCUGCAGAAUGACCCUCUCAAGGCCAUGGAUCCCCACUACAACUUCAAUCACCCCUUCUCCAUCACCAACCUCAUGUCCAAUGAGCAGAAGAUGGAUCUGAAGACGUACCAGGACCAGGUGAUGGCCUACAAUUGCUACGCCUCCUCCUCUCCGAUAGCAGCCAAGCAGAUCUACGACAGCGCGGGACCCUCGGCCAUGGACUCUGGGGCCUACUACCAAACCCUCUACAGCCGGUCGGUCCUCAAUGCCUCCUAACAUGGAGGCCUUCUGGACCACAGCCAAGUGGUGCUGACAAGGACUUUUAGCAGCCUUGAAAUCCCAAAAUGUAAGAUGGCUGCCAUUGAAGGGCUACUCAAUAGGGACCAAAGAACAUUUAGCAGUGCUGAUACACAGUUCAAAAGGGGAACCCUGCAGUUACAUGAAGUCGAAGACAAAGGUAAAACCCAGUGCUGGAUUGACACCUAUUCAUCAGAAGGUCUUUAAAACUGAUACAUUCAUAAAUUCACACAGAAGUCAUGUCUCCCCUUUGCCAUUGUUUUGCUUUUCUCUUUUUUUUUUGACUACUUCAAACUGGGUUUUGGUUUGUUCAACAGACAAGCAGGACUACUUGUGUACUUGGGUUGUACACAUUGUAAAUAGAUGGAGUGGGGGAAAGGAGUUGUGCAUUUAUUUAUGAAGGGAAGAAAAUUAAUAUAUCUUGUACAGUGCUGUAUUGACAAGUUACAAAACAAAUGUGACAUGAAACAAUUUGAGGGAUUGUGGGAGUGAGAAAAGGUUCAGGUUACUGCUUCGAGGCAGUUGUUACUGCAUUACAGGGAAUUCUUGUUGUGUUUUACAACAUAUUGCUUCAUUCCCAUUUUUAAUAUGCUGUUUUAAUCUCUUCAAAUACCCAUCCAUAAACACAAAUGUAGCUGCCACGGUUAAUUUUUUACAAGAGGUGGAAGGCUGUUGUUUUUACUGAUAAGAGAGCCAUUUCUUGUAUUCUUUUACCAGGUAUCCUUUUAAAGAAAAAAGAUGGCGUCUGUUUAAAAAUGGACGAAACUGUGGUAAAUCUAAUUUCAGCUUUGUUUGUCUGUUUUUUAAAACAUUUUCAGAGACUCCUUUUAUUAUCAAUAAUGAGAGCCUGCUGUUCCCCAGCUCUUCAUGGCAUAGGAUAUUUUGGAAUUGCUUCACAUUAUAUUACACAACAUACCAAGGGUUAGGAGGGAGAGGAGCUAUGGUAUGUCCGUUACUAAGAUAGGAGUUGAAUGGAAAUGCACUAAUAGGACCAUUUACAUACAGUACUUUGCACGAGAUUUCCCACCAUUUUACACAGCUGGGGAGGCCCAGUGUGUGUUACAACAAUGGUAUAUAAUAACCCCCUUUUUUUUAACUGCAAAUGGCAAACUAGAAUUGGAUCACUGUAACAAUGUCAAUGCAACAUAGAGCUUUAUGUCGCAACCCUCAUCCUCAAAGUGCCUUUCAAUGUGUUUUGAUAAUGGAGGACCGAUAACUGAAUUUUCACUGAAGGAACACUUUUCCAAAGAUAAACCAUGAGUUUCAGGUCAGAAAUGCUGUUUUUUUUAUUUCUUGUAUUUUAGUUUCAAAAAUACUAUUUAAACAAUUUUGCUUUUCAGACUUAUAUAUUGUAUAUAUUGUCAGGUUGUUGUUUAUGGUUUGAAUGUUGUGAUUUGAACUAUUCAUGUUUUUCUUAUUAAAAAGCUAAACUUUGGGGGAGAAACACGAUUGUUGCCUGUUCCGUUGAAAUAAAUAUAUACAUGAAAUUAUC